Messenger RNA from Sinocyclocheilus grahami, 1330 nucleotides. Its product is annotated as mucin-5AC-like. Lineage: Eukaryota; Metazoa; Chordata; Actinopteri; Cypriniformes; Cyprinidae. The transcript has 3 exons. The annotation marks the transcript as partial. The record is from RefSeq and is a predicted model, not a curated record.
CCCGACUUCUGCUGAAACAUCCACCACUAGUGCAGCUGAAACAUCUACAACAACAGAGAGAUCCACAAUCACGACUUCUGCUGAAACAUCCACAACUAGUGCAGAAGAAACAACUACUACAAUAGAGACUUCCACAAUCACGACUCCUGGUGAAACAUCAAUCACUAGUGCAGCAGAAACAUCUUCAACAACAGAGACUUUCACAAUCACGACUCCUGCUGAAAUAGUCACCACGAGUGCAGCAGAAAAACCUACAACAUCAGAGACUUCCACAAUUACGACUCCAUAUAAAACAUCCACCACGAGUGCAGCAGAAACAUAUAAAACAUCAGAGACUUCCACAGUCACGAGUCCUGGUGAAACAUCCACUACUAGUGCAGCAGAAACAUCUACAACAACAGAGACUUCCACAAUCACGACUCCAUAUGAAACAUCCACCACUAGUGAAAAAGAAACAUCUACAUCAACAGAGACUUCCACAAUCACAACAACUGCUGAAACAUCCACCACUAGUGCAGCAGAAACAUCUACAACAACAGAGACUUCCACAAUCGCGACUCCAGCUGAAACAUUCACCACUCGUGCAGCAGAAACAACAACAGAGACUUCCACAAUCACGACUCCUGCUGAAACAUCCAGAACUAGUGCAGCAGAAACAACAACAACAGAGACUUCCCCAAUCACGACUCCUGCUGAAACAUCCACCACUAAUGCAGCACAAAUAUCUACAACAACAGAGACUUCCACAAUCACAACUCCUACUGAAACAUUCACCACUAGUGCAGCAGAAACAUCUACAACAACAGAGACUUCCAAAAUUACGACUCCUGAUGAAACAUCCACCACUAGUGCAGCUGAAACAUCUACAACAACAGAAACUUCCACAAUCAAAACAACUUCUGCUGAAAUAUCUGCAACAACAGAAAAUUCCACAAUCACGACUUCUGCUGAAACAUCCACCACUAGUGCAGCUGAAACAUCUACAACAACAGAGAGAUCCACAAUCACGACUUCUGCUGAAACAUCCACAACUAGUGCAGAAGAAACAACUACUACAAUAGAGACUUCCACAAUCACGACUCCUGGUGAAACAUCAAUCACUAGUGCAGCAGAAACAUCUUCAACAACAGAGACUUUCACAAUCACGACUCCUGCUGAAAUAGUCACCACGAGUGCAGCAGAAAAACCUACAACAUCAGAGACUUCCACAAUUACGACUCCAUAUGAAACAUCCACCACGAGUGCAACAGAAACAUAUACAACAUCAGAGACUUCCACAGUCACGAGUCCUGCUUGCACUUAUUUUCAAGAAGUUUCAUUCCUUCCUUAG